Messenger RNA from Perkinsus marinus ATCC 50983, 1077 nucleotides. Its product is annotated as programmed cell death 2, putative. The coding region runs from base 1 to 1077 and encodes 358 amino acids. The transcript has a single exon. The record is from RefSeq and is a predicted model, not a curated record. NCBI's taxonomy places the organism in Eukaryota, Perkinsozoa, Perkinsida, Perkinsidae. Gene Ontology annotation, cellular component: cytoplasm.
AUGACUAUGGACGUGUCCUCUCCCCGUAAUGGCUCUAAAUCAGAUGCCUCGAGUGCCACAGAGGACGGCCCUACUCCUCUGGUCGGUUACACUGUGAAGCCUCGUCAAGACCAUCUACUUCAACGGCGUUACUUCCCCAGCAAGAUCGGUGGCUCUCCGGCGUGGCUCGAUCCGGAGCUUUUGCCAGCGGGAGAUCUCACUUGCGAUAACUGUGAUCAACCGCUGACCUUCCUGGCUCAAGUCUACUCUCCUGGGGAGAACGACGCCGCGUUUCAUCGGACCAUAUAUGUAUUUGCUUGUAGGAGCUGCCCGGGGUCGUUCAGAGCGUUGCGGUCACAACUGCCGUGGAACAACGCCUACUAUGCCCCUAUCCCGGCCUCAGAGGACGACACUGCUGUGGAUGACGAUCUUAUUACGUCUAGGAGUUGUUCUUUGUGUGGUCUCCCACGUGAUGUUGCUGAGUGUGACGGUCAAGGAGUGCAUGUGGCCUGUCGGAAGGGACUUGAGAGUCGAUGGAAACUGCAGAUUGAUGAAUUCGGUUUGUCCAUUGACGAGUGCGACGAGGAAAUGACCGACAGCGAAGGUGACGUUUCGGAGUCCGAUCUAGUUGGAGACGAGAGCCACUUACUCGAAGAGUAUCAGAGGAAGGAUGAGAUGAUGGACGACUCGGAGGUAGAGGCAUUCCAAGAACUCUGUCCGGAGAUAGAUGCUGAUGAUGAAGCCCAUAAGGACUUUGAGAUGCUCGCUAAGGCUAACCCUGGUCACGUCAUCUACUACUGCCGUGGUGGAGAGCCGAUGUGGUUGACGUCUAUGGGCAAGCAGCCUAGUAUGCCGACACGCUGCCAACUGUGUGGUGCACCGCGGGAGUUCGAAUUUCAAAUCCAACCACAGCUCGUGUACAAGGCGUCUUGUGAUUUUGACUUUGGUGUUGUUGUCGUCUACACAUGCAGUGCUGACUGUGCAAUACAGGGAUAUGCUCGAGAGUUCACGGCUGUGCAGGACGAGCCGGAGGAGUGGUUGGCGGCGAAUCAAGAGAGGCAAGAAGUUGCGGAGAUUCCGGUAUCAUCCCGUCGAUGA